This is a messenger RNA of Candida tropicalis MYA-3404, 1068 nucleotides long. RefSeq lists its product as uncharacterized. The record is from RefSeq and is a predicted model, not a curated record. Gene Ontology annotation, cellular component: plasma membrane. The transcript has a single exon. The coding region runs from base 1 to 1068 and encodes 355 amino acids. NCBI's taxonomy places the organism in Eukaryota, Fungi, Ascomycota, Pichiomycetes, Serinales, Debaryomycetaceae.
AUGAGUGACAAAUUAAACAAUUCCAAUAGCUCCACUGAAUCAUUUGAUCCUGUUGCUUAUAAAAAGGGACAAUCUUCAAAUAUCAUAGACGAACCAACCAAAAAACCAGAAAUGGUGUUGAGAAAUUUUGCCAGAACUUAUGAACAAGCUCCCCUCAAUGGUUAUCAGAAACUUAUUCAAGGUUUGGGUAAUAUGUUUGGUACCUGUGGUAUGUUUUGUUGUUUGUGUACAAACCCAUAUCAAGAAGUUUCCCAAGGUGAAGUUGGAUUAGUGCAAACUUUUGGUGCAUUAACUCGUACUGUUGAGCCUGGUUUAUCAUAUGUUAAUACUUGGUCUGAAAAGUUGACGAGAGUUUCUAUCAAAAUCAAUGUUCGAGAAAUCCCAGCGCAAACCUGUUUCACAAAAGAUAAUGUUAGUAUCACCAUCACUUCGGUUGUUUACUACAAUAUUAUUGAUCCAAUGAAGGCUAUAUUUGACAUUUCUGAUAUUAAUCAAGCAAUUGUUGAAAGAACUCAAACUACAUUAAGAGAUGUUAUUGGUGGUAGAGUCUUGCAAGAUGUUGUUGAGAAGAGAGAAGAAGUUGCAGCCACUAUCGAACAUAUCAUUGCUAAAACUGCUGCUGAUUGGGGUGUCAAUGUCGAAAGUAUUUUGAUUAAAGAUUUGGUGUUGCCACAACAAGUCCAGGAUAGUCUUUCUAAAGCUACUGAAGCUCGUCGUAUUGGUGAAGCCAAGAUCAUCAAUGCAAAAUCAGAAGUCAUUGCCUCCAGAUUGUACCGUAAGAGUGCUGAUAUUUUGUCUUCCAAAGCAGCAAUGAAUAUUAGAUUUUUAGAUACAUUAAUUCAGUUGGGUAAAACGGCCAACAGCAAGGUUAUCUUCUUACCACCAUCACUGGAGAUUGAUAGAAUGGUUUCUAAUUAUAAUGACAACACCUAUGAAAAAUCAAAGAUUGUUGAAUCCGAUGAUGAGGACCAAGACUUGGAUGCUCCAAUGCUUCAAGACCAUCUUCCAAGCUCCUCAAAUCGAACCAUUAUUGAUACCGUGGCUAUGCAAGAAGCCAUGAGAGACUAA